AUUGGGCCAUUAACACCUGGGGAUGGGCAGAUUGGGCUGCUGUUGGAUGCUGUCUCCUGAUAGGCUGUUGACCUGCUGCCAGCUCAGGUUAAAAAGGCCCAUCUCAUCUUAGUAAAAUUACAGUCGUAUCACUUUCAACUACAGCUUGCUGCGUUUGACCAGUGGACAGAACUCACAUUUCAAAAUCAGAAAUGGCCUCUAAACAGUAAGUACAUUUAGUCAGUACGCCUUAUGCAGCAGGCUUCUUAAACUCAGUUUAGCUUGUAUCAUUUUAUCAGUGGAGUUAGUUAGGUUUGUGGAAGUCAAAUCUUUAAAAAUCUAAAGAGUCUUCUAGAACUUAGUUCUUCUAGAUAAUUAAAAAAAACCUUUUAAAUUUAGAAGUUUAGAAAACCUCUGAAGAGGACAGAUAUUUGUGAGAGGAGAGCAGUUUGUACACUAGUUGUGUUGUUAUUUUAUAUUUGACUUGUAAAUCCUAACUGCUGGUAUGAUCUUGGUUUAAGAAAUAAUUGAGACAAUUUAAUUCUUCUCUCAUAAUAAAUGUCAUAUUAUUAAAUAGGUUUAAAAUAAUAUGGUUAGUAACAGUAUUAUAUUAAUAUGAAAUUAAGUUUUGUCUUAAAACUCUAAUCAAAAUAUCCGGCAGACAUUGCUGUGUGUGUUUGUGUGCUCAUUUCUUUGUUUCUUUACCUGGAGUUGGGGGUGGGGUGUGGUGGACCCCAAACCUUACCAAAACUGCUCUUGGUCUCUUCAUUGUAUAACAUUUUGAUUUUAUUAUCCACACAGAUCCUUCCACAGCAGGAUGUUUUUCCUCUGUCCUGUGUGCAAAAAGGCUCCUCACUCUCUUCCUGGGCAUCUCAGGAAGGUGUGUAUGAGGAACAGCACAGAAGCAGAGAUCCAGGCUGUCGUUAAAGAGGCCAAGAAGGAGUUGUCUGAAUUCUGUCACAAAGGACGUUUCUGGGAGUUUGGAAAAAUUUGUGACAUAUUGGACUCUACUAAUCCUCUGGCCAGGAUGAUUGCGGAGAUGCAGUCAAAGGGGUUGGUGAUUAAUAACUUACCUUCAGUCCUCCCGGAACCAGCUCGGUCGACAACAUCUUCUGUGCCUCAAAGCUCUGGAGAAGGUGCAGAAAGUUCAUUGGAGCCUCCAAAUGAGUCCUUAUCCGACGAGAGCUCGGGAGAGUACUAUCAGAGCACUGGUGGACCGAUGUGGACCUCUUCCGUGAGGGUGGAGAUGGUCAAAAAAGGCUUAUACAACAAGCACUCCAUUGACCACCCCCUUCUAGCAGGAUUUAAUAAGUACCUUUACACUGAUCUAGGAUAUAAAAACAGCAAACAAGUAGUGGAAACAGUGUCCAGGUUCUUGCAUUACAUGGACCCCACUGAGCCAAACUUGAUGUUUGUUCGGCGGGUGGAGAAAGUGCGAGAGUACUUUAACAUCUUGUCAGAUACAAAGCUCUCAAAAUGGACAGUAUUCAACUACUCGAAGAGUCUCAAGAGGUUCAUGAAAUACAUUAUUACCUCCACGGACAUUCGCCACAACAAUCCAGCUUUGUUCCAGGACUGUGAGAGUUUUAUGGAUGCGCUGUAUGGAAUACAGAGUGGCAUGUCCAAAGAAGUGAGCAUGGAGGUCACAGCAAAAAAAUCAGAGUUUGGUUGUGGCAAAGAAGUUUUGCCAAAGGACUGCCUUGCUGUUUUGGAGGCUGCAUUCAAAGAUUUCCAGGCCGUGAUAUGCAAAAUGCAGGGUCCAGGAGCCAUCACAGGGGACUGUUUGACUAAAAAUGAACGGCUGCUCGUCCUGUACUACCUGGAGGCUGUUAUCAUGCUGAAGCUAGUCCAGCGGCCUGGAAUUGUGACACACAUGACUGUUGAGGAUUGGGAGGGGAGAAGCCGGAUAGAGAAUGGUGUCUGUGUUGCAGUGAAGGAGCACAAAGUACCGUUGUCACACGAACAGGAACUUUGGUUCGACUUGUACUUCAAUGAGGUGCGGCCAGUAAUGCUGCAAGAAAACCGCACCGGCGAUGAUGUGGCAGUUGAUUCAUUUUUUGUGUCAAGUAGUGGGAGAUCGAUUUAUAAUCCCUCCAACGACUUAAAAAGACUACAUGACAAAUACAGUCUUCCCAGUGUGACGUGUGGCGAUGCCCAGAGAGCAUUUGAGGCAGCAGCACAAAACCUGUCAGAAGUGGAGAGAAAUGUGGCAGCUGAAAGGAACUACAUGAGGAGAACGUCUUCAGAUCCGUUUCUGGCUCUAAGUGUGCUAGAUCAGCUUGCUGGGAAAACACCACAAAGGUCCAGUAGAGCUUCCUGCUGUGAGACAAGGGUGGACGAACAGACGGCCUACAAAACUCUUGAGCAGUUCUGUCCAGUGACUCUGGAGGGGCCUCCUCCAAAAAGGUCACGCAGGACUGAGCUGUGUGGCUCAGAACAUGAGAGGCACUGCUAUGACCGCUGGCGUAGCGAGCAGCUCAAGCUGCGUGAACAGCAUGCUCUCGAACACUUUACUGGACAGCAGCCAUCAGAGUCCAAAAUAAGCCGCUGGAUGGACAAACAAGGGUGGACGUCAAACGUCCCACAGGCUGCAGUGGUUCUGAAGCAGUGGAAGCCUGUUGCCAGGUUGGACUUGGUCAUCGACAGCAGCUUUGUGAAAAAAAUGAUUUUGUCUCAACGCUGGAAAGGACUGACUGUCAGGCCCGUCCCUGACAAGGGCGAUGGUGUUUUCACCAAAAGACCAUUUCAGAUCGGGGAGGUUGUCUGUGAAUACCACGGCGAGCUGGUUAGCCAUGAAGAUGGGAUGGCAAUAGCUUCGACAAGCAGCAUCAGAGCUGGCCAUUUGUUUUUUUAUAGGAACAAGCAACAUGAAGCCAUGUGCAUUGACGCACAUGAAGAAAGUUGCCAGUGCCAUCCCAUGAAGUUCAAUUAUGGACGCCUGAUCCGUCACUCCAGCAAAAGAGCCAAUAUCCGGCCCAGGCUGUAUGUCCUUAAUGAUAGAGACAUCAUUCUCUUCAUUGCUACAAAAGACAUUUCGAGUGAUGAGGAGUUACUCUAUGAUUAUGGCUCAAAGAGGAGAUCUUUUGCCGGGAAAGGGUUGGAAUUGGACUGGAUGUAAAACAACAUCUUUCCAUCGCCCAUACUGACUCACUUCUAACAUGUCCAUCUCCAAGUUUCCACCCUUGGCCAUAUUCUCUUCUCUCUCUCUGGACAACCAUCACUGCUCUUCUCACCCUGGAGUACUCUUUCUGCGCUGCCAAGCAACAACAUUGCUCUCCAAAUAGAGACUUGGUUGUAAUAGGUUGAAUGAGUGGGCCUUACAAACCAUUCAUCUUCAGGCUACUCCAUAUUCUCUCCUCUCUCUCUGGAUUCUGUACAACACACGUGAAAUUACAGCCUGGUAAGUACGCUCAAACUGCGCUUAACCCUCCCUUACACCCAUCUUUAAGUUUCAACCAAAUUAUUGUGCACUUUCUGGUUGUCGUCUUCUUUUUGUUUCAGAUUACCAAGGCUUUUAAGGUCAGCAGACAUGCACCUCAAUGCUGAGAAUUAACCUGGCAUGUCAAUUCUUCAUUACCUAUGUUUCUCUAUGUUGUUUGAUUAAUGUUCAGAUUUUGUUCAUUUGGUUGCACUUGUAUGUACUGGAAGUUGUUUAUUUUCUUUAGUGUUGUUAUUACUUGAUAUUACUAUUAUAUAUACCGUCUUCUACUGUGCUGUUAUUUCACAUUCUUAUUAAAAUGUUGCAGAAAUGACCCAGAGUCACAAAGUUCUGUUUCAGUGCAUUCAUAUUAUGCUUUUUAAACUAAU
Molecule: messenger RNA, 3786 nt
Organism: Danio rerio (zebrafish)
Lineage: Eukaryota; Metazoa; Chordata; Actinopteri; Cypriniformes; Danionidae
Source: RefSeq, a predicted model, not a curated record